Sinocyclocheilus rhinocerous is the source of this 2387-nucleotide messenger RNA. RefSeq names its product yrdC domain-containing protein, mitochondrial-like. Lineage: Eukaryota; Metazoa; Chordata; Actinopteri; Cypriniformes; Cyprinidae. The coding region runs from base 83 to 883 and encodes 266 amino acids. The record is from RefSeq and is a predicted model, not a curated record. Gene Ontology annotation, cellular component: cytoplasm. Gene Ontology annotation, biological process: regulation of translational fidelity. Gene Ontology annotation, molecular function: tRNA binding; double-stranded RNA binding; nucleotidyltransferase activity. The transcript is spliced from 6 exons.
GACUUUUAUUUUGAAGUGCUGUCAAGCGUGGCUUCCUGGUUUAUGAAAGCAUGGUGUCUGCCGUCAUUGAGCCGAGCUGUUUAUGGUACUCUUCAGUUUUAUUCGUACGGCCGGCAUACGUUUAAAUAUUUACUCGUUCACACUAAAUAGGCCGUUUAGGAGCGUCGGCAUGUGUAAAGAGCUAAAGACGAGAGUCCUGCGGUUAUCAGCGCAGAGCUCCGGUGAUCCGACCUCACAGCAGCAGCAGCAGGAGUGGACAGAGCUCCUGAGCACCACAGUCAAGGCUCUGAAAGCGGGGCAGGUCGUGGCCGUUCCCACUGACACCAUCUACGGUCUGGCCUGUGUGGCUCAAAACUCUGUGGCCGUCAGGAGAGUUUAUGAUAUCAAAGGAAGGAAUGGAGACAAACCUCUAGCCAUCUGUGUCGGAGAAAUACAGGACAUAUACAGAUUCUGUAAGGUGUCUGUGAAGGAGGAGCUUCUCCGAGAUCUGCUGCCUGGACCUGUUACACUAGUUCUGGAAAGAUCCUCCACACUGAACGGAGACCUCAAUCCUUUUACCAAGCUCAUAGGGGUUCGUGUUCCAGACCAUCCGUUCAUGAGGCGUCUCUGUCAGAUGUGCGGCGAGCCGCUUGCUCUCACCAGUGCUAACGUCAGCGCACAAACCAGCUCAGUUGCUGCUAACGAGUUUGAGGAUUUGUGGCCCAGUCUGGCUGUUGUGGUGGACGGUGGCCCGAUUGGAGAUAAAAGUCGUUUGGGUUCAACUGUAGUGGAUCUGUCUGUGUGCAGCAGAUACCGUAUAAUCAGACCGGGAUGUGCUCUCUCUGCUACAGUUCAGGUACUUGAAGGCAAGUAUGGACUGCUGGAGGAUCCUGUCAACCAAUGAGAUUCAAGCGCAGCACAAACCCACUGUAGGUCAAAGUCAGUCCAGAGAUCAGACCGAGCUUCUGAAGUCUGUGCGGUUCUCAGUAAUGAGGGUCUGACUUUCUCUGCUUUUUCACCUCUUCUUUUCAGAGAGUUUUGGGAUUGGUGAUUCUGAUCUGAAUGUGAUCAUCUCAGUCUAUUGAAUCCUCAAACUCCAUUUAUAAGGUUCUCAUGUUAAAGACGCCCAUUUUUCUUACUCAGUCAGACUUUUAGUUUCUAAAGAGUGUGUUUAGAUGUUCUUUACAGUGGAAUAAUUCUCCUGUUGACAUGACCUCCACACCACUCAGAUGCCUUUGGGGAUACAUCGACUAUUAUGUUGGGAAUAUUAUAGUGAAAACUGUAAAACUUGAUUGAGUUGAUUGCUUUGUUACAGUAAUAGUUUAGACUCAAGGAUUUUGUUUUUGUUAAUUGGGAUUUUAUUUAUUGCCGUUUUAAACGUUUUCAGGGGUCACUUGCUCUCUGGCAUUAUAUUUUAUAAAAUGAAAACAAGCUGAAUCUGAUGUCAAGAACUUUAUUAUUGUACUGUUUUGCAUUGUGGACCAAAGCAGAGUAAAUCAUCUUAUGCAGAUGUUAUGCAAUAGUCCCACUCAUUUGGUAUUUGCAGUUAAAACAUUAUGUCCCUGUUGGCCUUCCAUUUUAUUUCAUACAAUUAGUAGUGCUUAUGAAUUAGUGGAUGUUUUAGAUGCCUUAAUGUCUUGCCCAGCCAUUGUAAAUGAGGUCAAGCCAUGUUUCUGUUCUUCUGAGACCUCAGCAGUCUAGGGAGAAUGACUGGCUGUUUGUUUACUAUCUGUGGCUGUAUUCAAGGGAGAUUGUGCAGCGCAAAAACUUCACUUGCUGUUAUGUGAGAAAUGAGUCUCUAUGGUUUAGAUGCUUGAAAACAUUUUAACCUCCUUGGCCGGAUCAGAGACGUAGUGUGCAUGACAUAUACAGUAUAGCAUUGCAUGUAAUGGUGCGUGCAAGUCAUUUCAGAAAGAUUGUAUUUAAGAGUUAUGAAGGCAUAUGAAUGUCACCACAAAGUCUGUGUAGGGCACAAUAGAUGCAGCGUCUCUAAUCAAAAUGAAAAUGAUAACUCGGUUAUUUGACAUGGAAUCAAAGAAUCAUGGCAGGUGGCGAGCGACUCAUUUUAAUAAUGGCAUCGGUAACUGAAUAUUAAAACGCUUUAAAUAUCAGGGAAUUGUAAACUUGUAAUUUGGCAGGCAAGGGAAAAGCAACAUGGAAUUAAAUCAAAUAGAACCUUCAAAACAUUAUGGAAAUUUUCUAGUGAAAUAUGGAAUACAUAAAACCUUUUUUUGGCAUGUUGCACUAAUAUUCCAUGUGAAUGCUUCCCUUUCGGAGCAAUAAAACAAUCCGAAGCAAUUUGUUUUCCUUGCUCAAUUCACACUUUCCUUAUUCAAGACCGUAAAGAAUGUUAAUAUAUAUAUAUCAAAUAAAUGCUUAUUCAAAUCUAAUAAAAUGUAUGACCGUUA